This is a messenger RNA of Pygocentrus nattereri (red-bellied piranha), 3113 nucleotides long. RefSeq names its product TNF receptor-associated factor 3 (gene traf3). Bases 340 to 2010 code for a protein of 556 amino acids. Gene Ontology annotation, molecular function: zinc ion binding; tumor necrosis factor receptor binding. The record is from RefSeq and is a predicted model, not a curated record. The transcript has 11 exons. Gene Ontology annotation, cellular component: plasma membrane signaling receptor complex. Gene Ontology annotation, biological process: tumor necrosis factor-mediated signaling pathway; innate immune response; regulation of cytokine production. Lineage: Eukaryota; Metazoa; Chordata; Actinopteri; Characiformes; Serrasalmidae.
CGGGGAUUUCCUGAGGAAGUCGGAGCAAGGGGGCUUUCCAGUUACUAGAAUUGACAUCAACAAGCACACGGUACACUGGUGUUUCUCUUUUACCUUUUUCUUUCCACAGACGAUCUGCGCAAAAUUUUCAACGACAUCGGACGCUCAACAAUGAAAUGGUUUGAUGGCUCGGCCGCUGCUGCCCGAGUGAAAGCCAGCAAGGAGGAGGAGGAGGACUGCUUUCUCCGCGAAAAUUAGACGCCCGUGUGCUCUGGACUGUCUUUCAUGAGUGGCCGUGGCUCUAUCUGCUAUUACAUUGUUCAGAGAAACAUUGGACGACGUGUCUAACUGAUUCAUGUCAUGUCAGCGGGGCGCAGUGUGGACGGGCGGGAGCAGCAGGUGGUGCUGCAGCAGUGCUUCCACCCUCCGCACGGAGGCUUCAGAGACCACUUUGUCAUGCGGCCAGAGUCCAAGUACUGCUGUGAGUUCUGCCAUGAGGUGCUGUGCAAACCGCGCCAGACUGAAUGUGGCCACCGUUUCUGCGAAAGUUGCAUCGGUGACCUGCUCUGUGAACCUAAUCCAGUGUGUCCAGCUGACAGGGAACCACUACUUGAAGACAAGAUAUUCCGGGAUGUCUGCUGCCAUAGAGAGAUUAUGACUUUGAAGGUCUACUGCAGGAGUGCUAAGAAUGGCUGUAAAGAACAAAUGAGUCUACAGCAGCUUAUGGAACACUUGAACGUGUGCGAGUACUUUGAAGUGCCCUGCCCCUUGGGGAAGUGUAAAGAGAAGAUCAUGAGGAAGGACAUGGCUGAGCACUUGAGCCGCAAAUGCAAACACCGGGAGACCACCUGUGAAUACUGCAAACACAAAAUGGCUCUCACGGAGCUACAGAAACACAAGGAAACAGUGUGCCCUGCAUAUCCAGUAGCCUGCCCUAAUCACUGUUCGUUUUCAUCGAUGUUAAGGAGUGAGCUGUCCAGUCACCAGCAUGACUGUCCAAAGGCUCAAGUCACAUGCUCCUUUUUUCGUUUUGGUUGCUCCUACAAGGGUUUAAACCAGGACAUGAGGGAGCACGAGUCAAGCUUUGCCUCAGAACACCUACGAAUGAUGGUGGCCAGAAACAACACAUUAGAAGCCAAAGUGGAAGAUGUCAAGAGUGAGCUGUUGGAACGCUACAAGGUCCUCCCAAGUCUGAGCAGUCGUCUUACAGAAGUGGAUGUGCAGUAUGAAGAGAUGAGAGAGAAAUAUCGGGUGCUGGAUCAGAAGCUAGCCUCCAUGCAGAAGCUGAUGAGUGCUCACUCGGAGAAACUGCUGGAGGUUGAGAUGGAGCUGAGGGAUUUGCGGCCACUGCGGGCUAUGCGGGAUGAAGUGGAAGCUUUGAGGGGUGCUGUGGAGAGCAUGCGCUCUGUGGUAGCUUCACUCGAUUCCACCCGUACCGGUACUGGUACACACACCCUAGCCUCCUUAGAAACCCAGCUGUCACGGCACGACGAGAUGCUCAGCGUACACGACAUCCGGCUGGCAGACAUGGACCUGAAGUUGCAAGUGCUGGAGACGGCCAGCUUCAACGGGACGCUUAUCUGGAAGAUAAGGGACUACAAGAGGCGGAAAGCAGAGGCAGUGGCCUCCAAGACACUCUCCCUCUACAGCCAGCCGUUCUACACGGGCUACUUCGGCUACAAGAUGUGCGCCCGUGUCUACCUGAACGGUGAUGGCAUGGGCAAGGGCACACACCUGUCACUCUUUUUUGUGGUGAUGCGCGGUGAGUAUGAUGCACUGCUGCCAUGGCCUUUUAAGCAGAAGGUGACGCUUAUGCUGAUGGACCAGGGUCCGACGCGAAAGCAUCUGGGUGAUGCAUUCAAGCCUGACCCUAACAGCAGUAGCUUUCGCCGGCCCACUGGAGAGAUGAACAUUGCCUCGGGCUGCCCGCUCUUCGUGGCCCAGACUGUGCUGGAAAAUGGCACCUAUAUCAAGGACGACACCAUCUUCAUCAAGGUCACAGUGGAUACCUCGGAUUUGCCUGACCCAUGACUAUCACCUUAGCCCUAUGGUUCUUGUCCCAAGGGCCUGGUGCCCGAUGAGGACAUUGUUAGGCCACAGGGGAGGGAAAAAAGAGCUGGAUCUGGUGAGAAGAAUAAGGAGAAACACAUGAGUAUCCUAAGAGACCUCAGUCUCAGGUUUCUGCUCCUGAGGAUGGCGUGUUCUUUUUUUUUAAGGUCACGAUUUGUUUAGGGAUGGUGGCUGGUGGCCUCUGAUUGCGUUUGUCACAUUAACCAGGGUAGUGCAGGUCUCAGAUGGCUACAGUUCAAGAAUGGAGCAUAAAGAGCAAAAGCUUUUGCAACUCUAAUUAAGCUUAAUUUAGUAUCUGUACUGGUGUUGGCUGAGAGAAAUGGUAUGAGACAGUAGGUAACUGACAACAUGAUGAGCCUGACCAACUGUUAACAAAUAGGCAUAAAAAAGAAAAAAGGGAGAUAUCCAUGUAUCUGUUUGACAUCAACAGAUGGCUUAAUCAAUUUUUUAACAUGGAGAUGUAAUAAAACAUCCAUAUUGACAGAUAAGCCUUCAUAUUUGGCGAAAAUAAGAACAUGAGAUGCAUUGGGUUCUAUUGUAUCCAUUGAAAAUUGAUGGUUUUGUAAAACACCUUUAAGUGUCGUGUUCAGAGGAGUUCGUAUAGAGCUGACUUUUGUGACUAGGAUGUGUUCUGUGUGUGUAUGUGGCCAGUGGUAGAACGUAUCUUUUUGGUGCACUGGUUUUAAUGCACCAGGGCCACAAAGCAUGAAGAUAUAAGUUGGGUGCACUAAAUCCUGUGCUAAUGCUCCUUCAUUAUGGAGCAAUCUUUUUUUUUUUAUGCAUGUAAACCUACAAUACUUACAUGACUUAUCCUUGUCAACUGUGUUUACUAUUUUGACACAUUAUUUUUUGUAAUGUUAAACAUUGAUAGAUGCUGUGCAUCAGAAUAUAGUUUUUUUUUUUAACACCAUUUGAAAUACUAGCCUAUAUAAGUCUGCAACAAUGCAGGCUAAGACAUUUAUAGUUAUUCAGAUCACUUUUAACGGGGCGAAUGAUAUUUGCACAAAUAUUGUUUUUGAAUGUGUAGUACAAAUGUAUAAGUAUAUGGAAUAUAAAAUGAUGGA